Messenger RNA from Grosmannia clavigera kw1407, 1746 nucleotides. RefSeq names its product c6 zinc finger domain containing protein. Gene Ontology annotation, biological process: response to xenobiotic stimulus. Gene Ontology annotation, molecular function: DNA-binding transcription factor activity. The transcript is spliced from 2 exons. Lineage: Eukaryota; Fungi; Ascomycota; Sordariomycetes; Ophiostomatales; Ophiostomataceae. Bases 1 to 1746 code for a protein of 581 amino acids. The record is from RefSeq and is a predicted model, not a curated record.
AUGCGAUGGCCACGAGCCGUGCGCGACAUGCACGGCCUACGGCGGCUGGAGAGCAACUCGGGAGCGGCAUUUGUGCGACGGCUGGGACUGAAGAUCGACCCGGCACGAGCGCCGAAGCUGAACCUGUUUGGAUGGAACGUGGGCGAGCGGCAGCUGUCGAUGCGGCUGAGCCUGAGCGCAUCGACGCCGGUGCUGUCGGUGGUGGAGAUCACGUCGCAGGAACACGUGCAGGCGCUGGCGCAGUUCUACUUUGACAAGGUAGACCCGUGCUACGGCUUUCUGAACGGACGGGUGUUUGCCGACCGGCUGGACCGGCGCUUCCGCCAGCAGCAGCAGCAACAACAACAAGCACCAGCCGAGCCGGACGUGUACGACAGCGUGAUCGCCGGCGUGGCCGCGCUCGGCUGCCUCUUCUCGCAGGGCGCGGCCACGCUGGCAGAGCUGCAGCUGGUGCGCACGGCAUUCCACGCGCUGCAUGCACAGCGGCUGGCCGGGCCGCCUGGCAUCGACCUCAUCACGGGCUGGGCGCUGCGCACGGUGUACCUGCGGCUGACCGACUCGCCAUACGCCGUCUGGAUGGCCAGCUGCACGCUGAUGCACCUGGUCGAGGCGUCAGGACUACACGGCAGCAGCGCUGUCAUGGCGGCCACGACGGCCGUCGCCGGCGAGGUGGACCUGGCCGAGCCCGAGAAUAGCGGUCCCGGGUCGCCGCCCGGCGACGGCUACGUGGACCCGGUCAUCGCGGCGCGGCUGCUCGGCAUCGCCCACCACCUGCACGUCUGGACGUCCUUUGACCUGGGCCUGACGCGCGUCGCCUUUCUCAAGACGGACCUCUCGCUGCCGCCGCUCUGGGGACAGGGCGAGCCGGAGGACGAGCCGAGUGGACGCGGAGAGGCUGCGUCGGCCACCCGCCCCUCGGCCGCUAUCGGCGACGCCACCGCCGAGCUGCUCGGUCUCCUGCCGAUGUCGGUGGAUCUCGAUCCCGCUCGUCCACGUGACGCGGCCGAUCUCACGGCCACGCUCGGCCGCCUGCUCGCCGGCACCCACACGCUGGCGCCGUCGGUUCUGGCCCAGUGUAAUCUCGUCCUCUGUCUGCUUCGACGCUUCCACACGCAGCACCUCGACGUGGCGCCCGAGCUCGAGGCUCGCGUGCUGGCUCUGCUGCGCCGCGGCCUCGCCUGCGCCCGCGAUAUGGUCCUCAGCUGCAGUCCCUGGCACCAGGCCUCCAACGUGCCGUUCCAGACCAUCUGCAUGCUGCUUGUGCUCGACACCCGCUCGUCCCUCGCGCUCCUGCCCGAAGCCAUGCAGACCCUCGGCCUCGUCGCCUCCGUCUACGAUACCGACCGCAUGCGCGAGGCUCACAGCGCUGCUCGUCUGCUCGUCCGCCUGCAUCAGCAGCGCCGCCGCGACGACCUCGCCGUCCUCGGAAACGCCCUCCAGCGCCAGUCCGAGCCGCCCGUCCUGCCCGUUCCCGCCCAGUCUCAGACACACUUGCCGCAGUCCCAUACAGAGACGCCGUCGCAGCCACACAUACAGCCACAUAUACAGCCACACGUUCAGCCACAUACUCAGCCACAACCGCUCCCACAGCAGUCCUUACCCCUUCAGCUCGACCUAGGCCCCAGCGAGGAGGAGUUCUCUUGGCUUGGCGCCCUCGUGUCCGACCUGCCCGGCCUGCAGCGCGUCGAUCUCGAGCAGUUCUUGUCUACUGAUCUGAUCGACGAUCCCUCCCUUAUGGGACUGUAG